Messenger RNA from Hyaena hyaena (striped hyena), 776 nucleotides. RefSeq names its product testis expressed 37 (gene SPMIP9). Gene Ontology annotation, cellular component: cytoplasm. Lineage: Eukaryota; Metazoa; Chordata; Mammalia; Carnivora; Hyaenidae. The coding region runs from base 95 to 643 and encodes 182 amino acids. The transcript has 4 exons. The record is from RefSeq and is a predicted model, not a curated record.
GCACAGUGACAGGACUCUUCACACAGCAGGGGCACCUGGAGCUGGAAGGGAGGGAGCAUUGUCAUCCCCCUGGUGAAAGGAGGGGUCAUCUGCCAUGGCAGGUGUGGUGUACCCCAGACAGGCCCCUGUGGACUUAGAGAUAUACCAGAGCUCUUACAUGAUUGACUAUCAACCCUACGGGAAGCACAAAUACUCCAGGGUCACACCACAAGAGCAAGUGAAGCUGGAUGCCCAACUCCGGGACAAAGAGUUUUACAGGCCUGUCCCCAGCUCCCAUCCCAAGCUAGAGGAUGGAUACCCCGCCUUCAAAAAACCUCCCAUGACUGCCCGGGACCUGGGGCUCCCAGGUUUCUUCCCACCGCAAGACCAGGGCCGAGAGACCACAGCAGACGGCGAACGCAGGUUCAGCAGCGUCUGCCACUCCGUGUACCCGGUCUCUCACGCUCUGCACCUGGCCCAGGGCGAUCCCAACCGCGUCCGCCAGAGCGCCCACUUUCCGUGCCUCCUGGAGCCCGAGCGCCAGCCUGCUGCCGAGGAGGGCAAAGGCUACUUACUACUGCCUGGCUGCCUCUGUCCUUAUCACCACGAAGUCAAGUUCCCCAUCUUGAACCGAUGGGGGCCCUUGAUGCCAUUUUACCAGUAGGCAGCGUGAGAGCUCCUGCCGGGGCCCUGUGGAAACCCUCCCUUCCACCAGGAAAUCCCCGCCCUGCCCUUGGGGAAUGGACAGGAGAAGUGAAAAUAAAGCGCUGGAAGGUGUUCCAGGAGCCCUGGGACUA